AUGGUCGACGGGGCGGGUGCGACACACCACGACGGCCCUGUUGAUACGUGUCUGGGUCGGUGGAUGCGGUCUGCGGUGGAUGCGUGUCCGCGCAGCCGGCACCGUGUGCGGCGCAGGGCCAUUGCGGCUGUGCGUGUGGCGCUGCUCUUUGUGUUGGUGUUGUUUGCGGCGGCGGCGGUGUGGAUGCCCGCGGUGCAUGCGGUGGUGUUGCGACUGCGGGGCGGCACGGUGGACAGAGCCAUCACGGUUGGUCGCGCCGUGGACACGCUGCUGAUGGACGGCGUGUCCAUCACGAACGGCGUGGCUGUGGUGUUCGACGUGCCGGCGAUGCUUCCCGGCACACUGCGCAUCGAACUGAGGAACUGCGUGUGCGACGGCGGUGCGCAGAUCUACGUGCGGGGCUACAGCGGUGAGCCGGCGAGUGACCGGAGCCUGGAGGUGAGCGUGAGCGGGCUGUCCGGCGGCUACUGCUCGCUUGUGUUUGUGCACAACCUGCCGGCACACACGAACGUGAAGGUCCGUGACUCGACGAUUGUGACGCCUGGACCGAUGCACUACUCGCAGCUGAGCGGGCUGACGGACACGGUGGCGUCGCCGCUUGUGCUGCACGCGACGUCGCUGUUGCAGACGCAGCUGCGUGUGAGCAACACUGUGCUGAGGUCGUCGCAUGCGGGCGGGUCGGCGGUGUACGUUGGCGGCGGUGUGGACCUGCUGUCGAGCGCGGUGGUGCUUGACGGCGUGUUGCUGGAGGCGUCGGGCGGUCCGACCGCGUUCGCGAUGCAUGUGUCAUCCUCGUCGCGUCUCAGUCUGCGGAGCCACUCGGUGUUCUCCGUGACGAACGUGUCUAUCGUGAGCAGCGGCGGUGGCUUUGUGCUUGGCGAGCGCCUCGCGGUGUUUGAGUCUGUGCUGCGCUUCGUGGACGUUGAGGGGUCUGCUGCGUCGUCACUGGUGCGCUGCGACGGUGGGACGAUCGGUGCCGGCGGGUGGCUGGACAUGCACGACGUGUGGGCGGUGGGUGAGGCGUCGUCGGUGGCGUCGCUGUCGGGAGUGACGCUGAGCGGCGGUGCCGUGUCAAUUGCGCGCUGCGCUGCCACCGGCGCGACGCUUGUCUCCGGGCUGGCGAUCACGAGCGGCGUCGUGUCGGUGCAGUGCAACCGUGCCGGCGGCCGGGUGCUGCAGAGCAGCGGCGACUACCGCUUGGCCGGCCUGCCCUCCGUGAGCGUGGUGCCGUGUGACGGUUGUGCGGCAGCGCUGGCGUGCUUUGACGCACUGACGGUGUCGUUCUCCGACUGCGUGUGCAGCUGCCGUGCCGGCGGUGUGGGCGAGGCAUGCCUGCCGUUUGACGUGCCGCCUGCGAGGGCCGGCGGCGGUGGUGGCGGCGCGGAGGGCUGCGUGAGUGGCGUGGCGCUGACGGAGUCGGUGACGGUUGGCGGUGGGCGUGCGACGGUGUGCUUCGACUCGGUGGUGUUCAGCGGGCCGAUCACUGUGACGGUGGAUCUGCGCCUGAUGGACGCGUUUGCUGACGCGCUGAACGUGACGCUGCGCCACUGCGUGCUUGCGGGCGGGUCGCAGCUGCGGAUUGUCGGUCUCAGCGAGAGCACGGCGCGCCUGAUGCCCCACGCCCUCGUCAACAUGACGAAUGUGACGUCGGUGGAGGGCACGAUCGUGCUGCAUGGCGCGAUGCCGCUGCACUCGAGUGUGCUGUUGGCGAACUCAACGCUGCGCGCGACGGUUGGCGGGUCGCAGUACGUGCCGACGACCCCUGGCCAUGCGGGAUUUCGGUAUGGCUCCGCGCUUGUCCUGGACGGCGUCCGACUUCUGUCGACGCGGUUUGUCAUGACGCGGUCUACGCUGUUGUGUGGCGGGGGCUCGUGCGCUGCGAUCUUUGUGGAGCGCGGCCUUGACGUGAACCUGUCCAGUGUCUUCUACAUGGACAACUGCGCUGUCAGGUCGCAGGCGCACGUGAUGUACGCUCUUGCGUCGGAUCUGCGUGUCAGCGGUGGCUCUGUGUUCUCCAUACAGAACGGCUCGUGGAGUGCGCCGAGCACCGAAUACGGCAAAGGCGCGUGUGUGUUCAAGAAUGUUGUUGUGGACAGCGGCAGCGUGCUGCAGAUUAUGUCCAGCACCUUCCGUCUUGGCUUCGCCAUGCUCAUGGCAACCACGCUGACUGUGACUGGCGGCAGCUGGCUGGUGCACCUCAACAAUGAGUUCCGCACCGCCUACGUUGUGUACGUGGCUGCCUACUACGGCAUGGCGUUCCGCGAUCAGAGUGUGUGGUCGAUACUUGACAACAACUUCAUGUACGGCUUGUACUCGUCAACAAUUGUAAGUAUGACAAGCAACUGGUCACCACCAUCCGACACGCGCCCGAUCAUCUACGGCGUGUGCAACGAGGCAAGGGGCUCAACUGUGACGAAUUACCGAGUCGACCUCAAUAUUGGGACGCCCGUGACGGUACUGGACUGUGGCGUUUGCACCAUAGACGCCGUGUGCUUCGCUGCGAGGACGAGCAACAUCAGCGGCUGUGAGUGCGUGUGUGCUGCUGGCGGCUACGGUGACACGUGUCUGCCAGCUGCUGUUCCGGACGGUCUUGGGCCGCUUCCGCUGCCCGGUGCCACCGACACGGAGUUCCGCUGCGUUCACGGUGGCAGCAUCAGUUCUUUGGACUUUCCUGAUCCCGGUGUGCGUGGUCUGUGCUUCGUCAACGUGACCUUCACCGCCGCGAUCGUGCUGGACCUGUCGUAUUUUGACGCGCCACAGCAGACACUCAACAUCACGCUGCUGCAGUGCGUCCUCAUGGGCCUGUCGAUCAAGGUGAGUGGUGCGCGCGUGCACGUGGAAGUGACUUCUUCGAUGCUGGAUUCUGGAGCGUUGGAGUUCAGGGGUGAUUUUGGCGUGAGCUCCCAGAUACUGGUGGUGGGCAGUAAGCUUGUGUCGACGUCGGGCCAUGCCAUUUUAUUUGUGAGGUUUACUCUCAAUGCGAAUAUGACGCUGCUGCUGCUUGACAACUACAUCGAGGGGAGUAGGUACGCAGUCUAUUUCAUCAAUGCUGUUGUUAUUGAUGGUGGCGGGAUUAUUGUGAAGGGAAAUACGUUGAGGGCAACGGAGGUCGAUGACGGUGUGGAAUCAUCUGUUUGUGUUACUUCUGUUGAUGUGAAGAACGGCGGCUACUUUGACAUAGAGAACAACACGAUGAGCUCGGUCAAUGGCGUUAUUCUUUUUGGGGAUACCACUGUGAGCUCUGCGGGGCUGCUGCGAGUGGCGGACUGCGUCUUCGUUGGCGGGACGGAAAUUUUUGAUUCCGCGCUGGUGUAUGUGUCUGGCUCGGUGACCCUCGAGGGAGGUGCGCA
Trypanosoma cruzi is the source of this 3350-nucleotide messenger RNA. Its product is annotated as dispersed gene family protein 1 (DGF-1), putative. The annotation marks the transcript as partial. The record is from RefSeq and is a predicted model, not a curated record. The transcript has a single exon. NCBI's taxonomy places the organism in Eukaryota, Euglenozoa, Kinetoplastea, Trypanosomatida, Trypanosomatidae.